CGAUCCGGCUUGACGGCGGGGCCACGGGAUGUGUCUGUUGGUGGGGCCAGGUCGCCAGGGCUUCUUGGAGCUCUUCAUAGCUCUCAGAGCUCCCACAGGCUCCCUGCAGCUCUCUACAGCUCUAAGGGCAUUACAACCACUAGAGCUUCCUGCAGCUCUUUGCCCCAGCCACCGGGAGCGAACAUCCUCACCUCCAGGCCAGGCAAGCCUACCUAUAAAGGUUUGCCUUCCAGAGCCUCUCUGGCCAUCUCUCUCUUCCUCACAGCUCAUCUCAGACAAGCGGGGCAGGUCUCCAUAGCACACGCAUUGGCUUGUCUUCUUCCCCUGACCAUUGGAAUCAACGCCCGGCGGCUACCCUAGCCAUGAGCGAGACCCGAGGUGCCGUCACUGCCUCAACAGCAACAAGUAAGCGGUGGGGUGGAAAUCUGCCGUGCUAUCACGGCCCGGACGACGGCUGCGCGGCGCACAACCCGGACAACCUUCCACAUUUCUUUGCGCAACUGCCAUCCAGCUGCAAGCCUGCCUCUGCCAAUAUCCUCAACUUCAAGUCACUCUUCGAACGGGCAACUGGGAAGCAAAAACCCAACGCCGACGCAGCUCCCAACCCAUCACUCCUCUUGCCGCCCAUAACCUCCUCGCUGUCGCAGACUCCCCAAACCUGCACUCCCUUGCCGCGGGUCCACCCUUCAGUCCCAUACUCGCUUGCACCGUACCACGUCCACGAAGCAACCAGCGCGACUCUGGGUAGUAACGUGCUCCAGCUGCUCACCUGCCACGGCACGACGCCCUCCAGGGCUGUCCUCUUCUACCCAGCACUUACCUGGUCCAUUACCCCUCUCGUCUGCCUAUGCCCAUUCCCAUCCCCUCCCACCGCCGUCACCACCAACGACCCCAACCAAACUCAACAAAAGACCUUCCUUGUUCGCUACACCCUGACCUUUCCAAUCUCCCUCCCCGAAAAGGGCUGGAACGGCAACCCGCCGCAGGACCUUUCCUAUUCAAAAAACUGGCUCGCGUCGCCCUUCUACCGCGGCUUCAGCCCCUGUCCGCACUGCACCCGCGUGUUCCACAGCGUGCGCCUUAAAUCCUCCUGCGACAGUUCCUCGCCGAGAAAGGAGAGGAAGUACGUCCGCACGGUGCGCAUCGACUACGCCCUGAAAAAUGUUCUCGGGCAGGAGAUCAAGGGGGUCUGGAAGAGCGAAGAGGCCGAGAGUCAAACUCCUGGUCAGGGAAACAACAAUAACAUGUCCUGCGGCAUGUGCUACACGGAUUUCGGCAUGGAGUUUGUGGAGGGGCUCAGGGAGGUGACGGUGCGCAUGUGGGUGUGGAAGGAUCUUGGCUUGGGCUGGGUUGGAGACGGCGGAGAAGGGGAUGUUAAGUGGGAGGCUGCCAGGGGCGGGAGGACGCUGAGGAGGGACAGGGCGGAUUUUGGAAGGAUAAGGAGGGCUUUUGAGGGCUCUGGCAUGGGGAGGACCGCGGGUGGGAUCAGGGGUGGAACGAACUACGUUAGUGAUGGUACAUGUACUGAUGGUGCAGAUCAUGGAGAAGGAGGUGCAGAGACUAAACCGCCGGCCCCUGGCCCGGGUCUGGGUCCGCAGCCUAGUCCGACGUCGCCGCUGCCAGGCCCACCGCCGCCAGGCCCACCGCCUCCGUACACUCCGUGAAGUUCAGCAAUCACCCUCUCGACGUCCUUGAAGGCACGGCAGUGGCUGGAUAUUGGGCUACAACUAUAACGGCCAAAAUAUUGGCAAUGACUAGUACCGAGUAUGCACCUACUUACAUGUAUAAAUCCACUACUUCAGUUAUGGAAUACAGCAUGGCUACC
Canariomyces notabilis is the source of this 1825-nucleotide messenger RNA. RefSeq lists its product as uncharacterized. Bases 363 to 1664 code for a protein of 433 amino acids. Lineage: Eukaryota; Fungi; Ascomycota; Sordariomycetes; Sordariales; Chaetomiaceae. The transcript has a single exon. The record is from RefSeq and is a predicted model, not a curated record.